AUGGCCCUGCAAUCCUCCGAUGAUCUUCAUAACCUCCGGCCCCCAACCGGACAGGUUAUGAGCCCAAUGAUGCCAAUGGCGGAGGGCAUGGCAGGUGUUCGAGAUUCAGUUCCUGGACAAGCUGGUUUGCCGAGUGGGGAAAUGGGCAGACAUGGUGGAUAUGGAACACUGAAUCCGAUCCCGAAUCGGAGUGGAGCAAUGGGACCAUCGCCUUUGAUGAAUGGUGUGAAUCCUGCAGGAGUGGCUGCUUCUUUGGAUGGGCCAACGAUAACCGGAUCUGGCGAAGCGAGAACCGCACUGGGCGCGACGAACGAAGUCGUCCUCAAGAACAGCCACAACUCGCUUUGGAGGCACCACCUGCUAGAGAAGCCGCCAGGGUCCCUCAAGAACCAGAUGAUCAAUCCCUGCUGGCUAUGGUUCCUCGUCAAGGCCUACUACAACCGUCCCAAGAGGAUGUUGCAGGGGACGGGUGUGGAGCAGAGUGAUCAAGAUCCAGUUCAUAGCAGUGAAGAUCAUGUGGUUUGGUAUUCCAGGCUACGAGGACUUGUUCAGGGCGUGGUGAAUCCAGUGAUGGAGAGGGUCCAGGUGACGAGGAGUCGUACUGCGAUGAGCUCACCCCAGGCCUGGCAGUCACCGACAACGACGCCCGAACCUCGUGAAGCUGGAACUCCACUUAUGGAACCUGCCAUGCAGCAAGCCAUGCAGGAAUGGACACAGAGGACCUCUUUGUUGCAGCCAAGGCAAGAUCUGUUUGGAAGUCCUGCUGAGCACUCGUCGGGCGAGUCUGUCUCCCCUGAGAUGGUGCAAGAAGAGGUCAGGCGACAAGUUCAGAUUGCAAUCCAAGGACGAGAUGUCAAGGUGCACCAGCUUCAAUCGGAAAAUGACGAGUUGAAGAAACUGCUGCAUCAGGUGAUGGAAGCCGCCUCAAGACCGCAGGGGGUGGGUGAGGAGAUGACGAGAGCCGACCUGAGAGGCCGCUUGGGAUCUGGGGGCCUUGAACUUCCAGGUGUUCGAAGGGCAAGGGGAAGCGAUCGUCCUCAUCAACCAGAGGAACUACGGCCCAUUGGGGUGGAAAACGGAGCUGCAGGGCUGCUUGGUCCUCCCCCUGGAUUGGAUGGUGGUGGAUAUAGAGCUAGCUUUGUGAACAAUGAUAGUGGCAAUGUGGGUGGUGGUGCCCAGGGACAGGGCACAGGGAAACCGCCUACAGGGUUGAGCUCUGAUUUGCAAGGAGGGCAAGCCGUGGCGAGUGAAGGCGAGAACCUUGGCAAGAACGACACCCUUCCUGAAGCAGGUCGGAGCAGUGGUGGCGCUGGCAGCGUGGGAGGUGGAGGACCAAAGGACAAGGAGACCUCGACCCUUGAGCUUCUAGCACAUGGAAUUCAGCAGUUGCAGCAGAUGCAGAUGAAGAAGGAUGGCCAUGACCCUGAGAUCCUGAAGGGCAGUGUCGAAUUACCGAAGAUGCCGGAGCCCUACACAGAUAGCAGUUCAGUGGCCUUCCUGGAGUGGAUGUAUGAAGCGGGGCAACUCAUCGGCUCCCUGACGGAGAAAGCCUCUGGAUGGUGGGAGGCGAACUCCCAGUUGGCAGUGAACACCUACAAGGCCUACCAAGGUGAGUCGCCACUCCAAAAGUUGAAGAUCAGGGCGGGGGCGAACUCCUUUGUGGACGAUGAGAAAUGGUCAAGACUGGAACGAAGAGUCAUGGCCUUACUGCUCCAGUCGAUGCAACCCCAAAUCAAGAACGAGGUGAUGAUGCUCCGGAUAGACAAGGUCAAGGAUUGCCUGUUCAAGCUCUACACCAUCUACACCCCGGGUGGAGCAAGUGAGAGGGCAUCAUUGAUCAAACAACUGGAGUACAUUGCACCUCAAGACAGCCCAACGGAGCUCACUGCCAGCUUGAGGAAAUGGAAGAAGCUGGUCUCUCGAGCCUCAGAGAUGGGAGUGAACAUUCCCGAUGGCUCUGUGCUGUUGGUGGCGGUGGAGAAUGCGAUUAAGAAGGUUGUAAGUGGACAACCGGAUAUGGCCUUCAAGUUGAAUAUGGCGAAGCAGGACCUCCAGCUCCCUUACCAGCCACACAUCACCUCCGUCUUGACUUAUGUGGACCAUAUCCUGGCUGAGCUCCAACAGGUGAUCCCCAUUGCGCGCAACGACCCGAAGCUCAAGGGCAUGAAUGUGGAACCAAAAACACCGUCCAAUGCUGGGAGUCCAGCAAGAGGCCAGAAAGCACCUUGCAAGUUCUGGUCCAGUGACGAAGGUUGUCGGAAGGGUUCCAGUUGCAAGUUUGCUCAUGAGUUCCUGUCCAAGGAGGAAAAGAAGGGUCGAUGCUGGCAUUGUGGAGGAAAGAACCAUCGGCAGAACGAAUGCCCUGUGAAAACGGGAAAAUCAAAGGGAGGUGGAAAGGGAAGCUCGUCCACCCAAUCUACAACUCCACCGACUUCGACAACGGCUACCGUGGCAGCAAUGGCGGUGUUCGGGAACAUUGACCUCGUCCGGUUCGUCCUCGGCUGCAUCUACCGUCUUGUUUUCGGAGCAACCGUGGAAACCAAUGAGGCCAUCGCGACCUUGAACCACUUCCUCCGGUCUCAAGAUGAAGUUCAGAAGGCCAGAAAAGUGGCGGUCCAGUUGGCGGAUGGGAGGCAGCUUGGUGCAGUCACUUGGGUGUACUUUGAGGUGGAGCCGGAGGCGAGGACUACAAUUCACCAUCCAGAACAUGGUCUGCUGCCCACAAAGCUUGUGGGAAAUUGCCCGGUCUUGAGAGAGGCCGAAGCUCUGAAGCUAAUCAGUGACCUAGAGGAGGUUGAGCUCGGGAAGUUGAAGGCCAACAACAUGGAUGGCGUCAUGCGGGCAUUGAACACCGGAGGUCAAGAAGAAGGGCCAUCAUGGAAGGAAGGUUUGGAUGAGUUCGUGGCAACGGGAUCCAGGAAGGCUCUUCGUCGAAUGCUGUUGGAUCCAGACUCACCUGUGGGUUCUUGUACUGAGGACGAGAUUGUGGCUAUGAUCGGCUUGGACGAUGUGAACCUCAGUGAUUCGAGCGGGGCGUCUAUCUUGAAGGGCUUACCGCUGAACCGAGCAGCAAGGCGAAGAUUGCUGUCUACAAGAUGGGCGAUACACAUGUUCAGUGGUGAGAGCAAGGAAGCUGAGAUGGAAACGGAGUCCAUGUCGACCCUGAAGAUAGACCUGCGAAUAUCCAAAAGGUAUGACAUGCUGAAGAGCCACGAGACCACCAAGGCCCUACUGUGGGCUGCAGCUCGAGGACAAGUGGAAGGUCUCUAUGGGGGUCCGCCUCGUAAGAUGGAGAACCAGGAGCUCCUCACGAAGAAGUUCUGGUUGAUGUGGAUCAUUGCAAAUCGAGGUGCUGAGCUCAGCGACCUACGGAAGCCUUUUGUUGCCAUGGAAUUACCUGGACCGAGCGACUUCUGGAAUGGCCCUGUCUGGCAGGGUAUUAAGUCGACCUACGAUGUGGCCACCCUCUACAUGGAGGUAAACCAUGAAAGAUACGCCUUCGCCACCAACCUCAACGUCCCGAAUGGUUUCCUGGUACCGAACUUUGAAGCCUUGUCCCAAUCAACACCUCCGAGAUCCCAAUGGCCAGAUGAGCUGAAGCAGCGACUGUAUACCGGGAUGAAGCUUUGGAGAGUCUAUGGGGACGAAGGCAUGAGAUUGAGGAUGAUGGCAAGGAUGACAAGGCCGGUGAACAUGACGGAAAAGGAGCUGAAGCAUUGGGAGGACCAUGUGAAGGCAGGCCACAUCCCCUAUGAUCGUCGUUGCCAAACAUGUGUCCGGACGGCGGCGACAGGCCGGGCCCACCGGAGAACUUUAGCGCCGAGCGCAUACUCACUUUCGCUGGAUAUCGCCGGUCCUUUCAGGGCCAGAGGCGAAACAGCGGAUUCGGCUCGCUACAGGUACCUCCUCGUGGGAGCAUACUGCCAUCCGAAGUUGGAAGAAGAAGCUGAGGUGCAGGAUGAUGGUCUGGGGGUGGACAAUGAUGACCCUAUGGAAGAGGAGGAUAAAGGCGAUCCAGUUGAGGAGGAGGACGACGACUACCAGAAAGAGAUGAAUGAGAGGUACAAGAUGAUCUACAAGCACAUUGGAGAUGACAUCGAGUACCAGACCUUGCAUUUCGCAGUACCUAUGGAGACCCGAACAGGGAAGGAGGUGUUUGCGAAGGUCCGAGACAUCUAUCUGGAGCUUCGUCGCGAUGGACUGCCCUUAACAAGAAUCCACUCGGAUCGGGGAAGGGAGUUAAAGGGGCAAGCCUUGAGGUCCUGGAUGUCUGAACGGGACAUCCUGGCAACUACGGGUGAGUCACAACAACCGCAGCAGAAUGGAAGAGCUGAAGCCCUUGUACGACAGUUAAAGAGCAGAUGCAGGACCCUACUCCGAUCGUCAGGAUUACCCAGAACAUGUUGGCCUCUAGCUGCAACCUUCAGUGCUCGAAGACAAAGAGAUCUAGCGCUUGGAAAGCUUGAUGACAAGGACCUCACCUUCGGGGCGAAAACCUAUGUCAAGGCCAAGGUCUGUGGAACUGGAGGCUCGUACGAUUUAGAUGAAAGAUGGAAGGAAGGGGUCUUCGUGGGAUAUUCCAGUGAUGUCCAGCGGGGAAAGGUUGUCCGGUUCGGAGAUGGGGGCUAUGUCACGAGCGUGCAUUUGAGACCGUAUCUGGUGGACUCGGACGACCUGGUGGACCCGAAUCCCCUGGAGCUGCAUUUACCAGCACCGGAACGUCGUGUUCGAGGGAAGGCACGAAUCGCUGGAAUGACACUUCCAGAGACUCCUGCUGAGCUGUUGGCGAAGGAGUACCUCCAGGAGGAGAAGUUCGACUUAGAAGACAUCCUUCGACUAUGGCAAGAGCUCAAGCCACAACCCAAGGAAGGACUACGGACAAGCAGAAGGGAGAAAAGAAAGGAGGAACCAGCAAUCUGGAAGACUGGCCAAUUCACCCAUGGUGGGAUUUGCGGUCUGCUUGAAGCAACAAGGACAAUGCCGUGGACAACAUCCUACUUGACCAAGGUCCUUUCUGAGUGGGUGGGGCACAACGAGUUCACCGCGCUGCAGAUCACAGACAAUGUGGGGAUGCAAAUGCAUAGAGACAGCCACAACUACCAAAGCCGAAUGAACGUUGUCUUGCCUGUGUGCUUGCCGGAACAGGGAGGUGGAAUAUGGGUUGAGGCCGACGAGGUGAACUACUGUUGGGAAGAUGAAUGGAGGCAAGUUCGCGAAGCUGAAUGGCGAAGAGGCAAAGUCCAUGAACUACGACUUGGAGAACCAAUCACAUUCGACCCGAGGAAGUACCAUGUGACUGAAGAUUGGGUGGGAAGAAGGGUGGUUGUGGCAAUGUAUACUCCAAGGGCGAAGAACAUGGAUGGCUUCACGAAGGAAACCUUGGAUGACCUUGGAUUUGGAAUGCCGGAAGAGGACCGUAGGCAGUUUCCCGAUUACAAGAAAGGUGCGAUCUUGAAGAUGAUGAACAUGGCCCAAGAGGACAAGGAGGUGGACGCGGUGGUGUUCCAAAUGAGGGAACCAGCAGAGUCCAAGGUGAGUUUAGAAGAAUCUUUGGACGAGCUUCAUGAACUUCAAGAAGGAAUUGUGGAAAGGCUUCGAGCUCGGGCUGAGAAUCUAAGGGACCUACUCAAUGAGGAGGAGAUCUUAGCGGAAGAGCUACAAGCAACCAAUGAAAUGGUGAAGGAGGAAGCGGACCACGCCCGGGUGACGAUCGAGGAGUGGCUUAAGGAUGCCGAGGAGAAGAUGGGCAAUGUGAGAAAGGUAACUGAAUCCUUUUUCCUCAAAGUCGCGAACCUGAACGAGAAUGAUGAGAUCGCGAAUGUGGAGGAGUACCUUCAGAAUCUGCAGGAGGACUUGAAGGUGACCUUGGAUGUGCCCUUGGACCAGGUGAAGCUGUGUCUCGAAAAAUGGGUUGAAGCAAUCCAAAAGGAGCUAACCAACCUGGAGGUGAACACCGGGGCGCUAGAGAGAAUCACCAUGGAAGAGGCGAAGCAGAUGGAAAGAGAGGGAAGGCUCCGACUCAUCCCUGGAAAAAUGGUCUUCACUGUCAAACCUGUGGGGGAGGCCAAUUCGGGGAGUAUCUCAUCUACAUCACCAAAAUGGAAACGGAAAGCGAGGAUGGUGAUCUGUGGGAACAGGGUGGACUUUGAUGACGACCACACCAAGGCGUUGCUAUACGCUUCGGGGGCAUCGGCCGAGAGUCUGAGGAUUGCACUGUGCAUUGCAGUGGCAGGUGGGUGGCUGGCAGCAGUCACCGAUAUCACUGGUGCAUUUCUUCUUUCGGAAUGGCCAGAAGGCAAGCCUCGAUAUGGUGUCCUACCUCCUCGAAUUCUUCAACAGGGUGGAUUUCUGGGGUCUACGGAUGUUCUUUUGGUCAAGCGACCGCUAUAUGGACUCCGUGAGUCGCCGGCACUUUGGGCUUCCUACAGAACACGUGUGUUAAAGGGUCUGGAGAUACCGUACCACAAGGGCAGCCUCCGGUUGAAACAGCUGAGGACGGACUCUGAGCUGUGGAUGAUCAUGUUCUGCGAGGGCGAGGAAAUGACCCUGUAUGGCAUCCUGGUCACUUAUGUCGAUGAUCUUCUGUACCUCAGCGACUCGGAAAUCAUUGAAGCCGUGCAUGGAUGGAUCAAGGAGAGGUGGCCCUGUGCUCCAUUGGAGUAUGCCAAACAAGAAGGGGGCAUAAGAUACCUGGGGAUGGAGUUGGUCCAGGAUGAGAACGGACUAUUUUCCUUGGGGCAGGCGGGCUACGUGCGAAAUCUGGUCCGAAUCCAUGGUUUGAGCGAGGAGGCUACAUCGAACCUACCAUGCCCGAAGGAAUGGUUGUGUGACGAUGACUACGACCUUCAGGAGGAGAACUACACGGAAAGCGAAUUGAGGCGUGGACAAAAAAUCACAGGAGAGUGUCUGUGGCUAUCGUGUAGAACCCGACCCGACCUCCUCUUCGUCACCAACUAUAUGUCUUCGACGGUGUCACGAUCUCCAUGCCGCGUGCAUCGCAUUGGGCUUAAAGUCAUCGCCUACUUGAACGCGACGGUUGACCUGAAAAUCCGGGUGGAUAAGAUCCCAAGCAGUUCCAACCAGAUCCCGAGCAGUUCCAACCAGAUCCCGAGCAGUUCCAACCAGAUCCCAAGCAGUUCCAACCAGAUCCCGAGCAGUUCCAACCAGAUCCCGAGCAGUUCCGACCAGAUCCCGAGCAGUCCCAGUCAGACUCUAAACAGCAGCGAUGACAAGCAAGCACACCAGGUGGUUUCGGGUCAUAAGGUUCGGUUCAACGUGCAACUCUGUGGAUAUUCAGAUGCUUCCUUUGCGCCGUUUGGUGGAAAGAGCUUUGGUGCCAGUGUUGCAGUGGUGGGAAGGACUCCAGUUGCUUGGAAAGCGAGCAAACAGUCGAUGGUGAGCAUGUCGGUUUGUGAGGCAGAGAUGAUGGAAAGUGCGACAUGUGGGCUUCUUCUUGAAUCGGUGGCUUCAAUCCUGGUGGAAAUUUGUGGACCAAUUGUCUGCCCUGAACUAAGGGUAGACAAUGCUGCUGCCACGAGCCUCCUUUCAGGCUCACAUGGGUCAUGGCGGACUCGACACCUGAGAAUCAGACAUGCCUACAUCUUGGACAAGAUCGCCCGAGGAGAACUCCGAGUGAAACACACUCCGGGGGACCGCCAAUUGGCGGACCUUCCAACGAAACUACAUCCCCGGGCUCGACUGAUGGAAUUGCUGCGAUUGUGGGCAAUGUUUGGACUUCCGGAGUUGGACAGAGCACAUCAAAUGGAGGAUCUGAGGCUUUGCUACUUGAUGCUGGCAAUGAUGGCUAUGAUGUCGAUUGGCGUUGAAGGAAGGAAGGUCGAAGACCCGAACUCCUUUCUGAAGGAGCCUCUGGCAGCGACUGGAACGAUGGAGCUUCUGUUGCUGCUGGGAAUGUCGUGCGUUGUGGCCGUGGCAUGCUGGGAGAUGAUCAAGAUGAUUGGAAAGUGGGGCUGGAAUAAGAUGUUUGGGACAAAGAAGACGAGGAAGCUAAGAAGGCUUCGAGAUUUGGCGAAGAUGGCAGCGGAAGCAGAGGUGAAACGAAGCCUGGAGCAAGCGAGUGAGGAGUCCGAGGCUACAAUCCACCAAGCAAUGCGACAGACCGGAAACCGGGCAACGUCUUCGUCUGAGCCAAAGAUGAAGACCGUGGGGACACAGACCCCAGCUGUGGAGCCGGAAAUCCAUGAGAGGGUGGUGACUGUUCAUGUUCCAGAGGUUCGAGAAAGAGUGGUUCAUGUAGAAGUCCCAACCCGGGAAACCCAUCGCUAUGACCGUAUCAACGAGAUCUACAUGACCGGCCACGGUGGAGGUGCUUUCCACACUUGCCAGGACUGCCAGGGCUUUCGAUUGGCGACAUCAAGGGUGCAUUCCAUUGCCUUGUGUACCUGGUGCAGCCGAUCCCGACCGAUAUUCACCCGAAGCCUGGUUUAG
Symbiodinium natans is the source of this 8448-nucleotide messenger RNA. The record is from the annotation of a GenBank genome assembly. NCBI's taxonomy places the organism in Eukaryota, Dinophyceae, Suessiales, Symbiodiniaceae.